AAAACCCGUAAUAAAUCGGAGCGGAGGCCGAACGCCAAAAGAGCAGGGCGCGCACGUGUUCGUCGCCUCGCACGCGCGGAGAAACGCGCCGGAGCCACCAUCCCCCUAACCGGCGGGCGACGGAGGGAAGGAGGCCCGAGUUUUUAAUACGAAACCGCCACCUAACCGCUUGCUUUCGGGCUUCGGCUCUCACAUCCCUUCCCCAUUACCUUGGGUUUGUUGGAUUCGCCCUGCCUGCCUGCAACGCCCGCGUCCGAGGAGGAAGAGCCAACGGGCCACGCCACGCCACCAACCGGGGAAGGCACGGAACCAUUUCCUUGUGCUCGCCCGCGCGCCGGUCUCGUCUGCCACCGCGCGAUCCCGGGCGGGCAAGCCAGAUUGAGCCAAGUUUCCCUCCUUUUUAACUCGCGGAGUUUGUCAAAGGGCAUUUGGUGUUCCCAUAUUUAACGAGUGAUUUCACUAUGAAACCUGACUGGUCAAUUUUCUCCAAGCUUGACCGUAAUGGAGGUUACCUGCAUAAAUUCCCCAUAGACUCUCCAAUAUCUCAUGAUAUUGGGUUAGGACUGAUAUCACAGGUUGGAAACUUAGUUGAGUGUUCGUUUCAACAUCCAAGACAUAUAUGUGCUACCGGGAGAGGAGCAGUUCAGGAAACAUUCAGCUGUUUCAACAAGUUUGCUGGAGCUUUCUAUUUCUGGUUUUCUAGAGCGUCGAAUCCUAAGUUAUUCCACAAGCUGUCAGCUGUUGCAGGCUCAAGUUCAAGAGCCUGCCGGUCACAUAUAAAGCAAGCGACCUCUUGCCUGCAGCAUUUACCUGGAUUGCGAUUUGGUUCGCAAUUAAGGGAAGAGCAUGCUAUACGAAUGCUUCUAGCGAGGCUUGCAAGUGCAACUCUCGGACAACUGUGGAAUGAGGUAGAGGAGCGCCAUGCCUGCAAUGUUCUUAUGCUAGCUGCUUCUACUGUAAUACCACCGUUUGAAAACAUAUCGCCGAAGAUGCUUGCUGAGUCAAUGGCAUUAAGAAAAGAUGGUGGCCGUAUCCGAGAACCUGUAGAACAGCCUUAUUUGGACGAAAAACAUCCAGGUUGUGCUUGUGUUGCUGUGCCAAGAGCCAUUUUGCCAGAAGAUGCAAUGGAACCAAAAACUGGGAUCAAGUUCCCUACUCUUCUUGAGUACAAUUCCAAUAUGACUGCAGAGGUGCUUGUUGGGAUGGGUUUCAGAAGCAUGCGAAUAAUGAGGGUCAAAAAUCUGAAUCUUUAUGCCUUUGGAUUAUAUAUACAGCCGGAUUCUAUUUGCAAGAAGCUGGGUCCAAAGUAUGCUUCGAUCACAGAUGAUGAGCUGAAGGAUCACCCAGAUUUCUAUGAAGAUCUUCUGAGGGAAAAUAUUGACAUGACAGUCAGGCUAGUUGUAAGCUACAAUGGCCUCAGCAUUGGCACAGUUCGUGAUGCAUUUGAGAAGUCUCUUUGCUUCCGAUUGCAAAAGAUGAAUCCUAAUACUGAUUAUCAUUGCUUGAAGACAUUUGGUUCAUAUUUCAGUGAAGACAUUCGUAUACCUGCUGGUACAAAGAUCGACUUCCGUCAAACAUCUGAUGGCCAGCUGAUUACUGAAAUUGAUGGCAAACAAAUUGGCACUGUCCAGAGCAAAGAUCUUUGCAAGGCUUUCUUCGAUAUGUAUAUUGGUGACCCACCUGUUUCUGUGGAGACUAAACAAGACAUUGCGCAGAAUGUGGCUGGACUCAUGAGAAGAUGCUAAGAGAAAGGAGAGCAAAAUGGAAGACGGGUGGGAAUUAUUUCAUUCAUCUAUACAGGGGGACAGUAGCAUAUAUAGACAGGGAAUUAGGAGAGGAUGAAGUGCAUGUACAGUUAUAGAUCUGUAAUUUGUAAACUAAACAGGCAAAAAUUGCUACAAACACAGGCUUAGCAUCCUUCUGGGCAAAUGCCUCCAUGCUUUUCAUAUGAGUUGGCAUUUUGCCGUUUUCUGACCACUUUAUUA
This is a messenger RNA of Phragmites australis (common reed), 1985 nucleotides long. Its product is annotated as fatty-acid-binding protein 2-like. Gene Ontology annotation, molecular function: intramolecular lyase activity; fatty acid binding. The record is from RefSeq and is a predicted model, not a curated record. Bases 462 to 1745 code for a protein of 427 amino acids. NCBI's taxonomy places the organism in Eukaryota, Viridiplantae, Streptophyta, Magnoliopsida, Poales, Poaceae. Gene Ontology annotation, cellular component: chloroplast stroma. The transcript has 11 exons.